AUGUCUCCCGAGCCCGACCCCUCGAGUGAGGCUUCAGACGAACGAAAGGUGGUCGUGCUAUUCAAAGCCACCGGUGACGCGCCGAUAUUGAGACGAAACGUGGUGAAAAUCCGAGCGAGCGCGAAAUUCGAAGAGAUUCUCGCGCACCUGACGAAAUCGACGCGGUGCGAGCGGGCGUUCGCGUACUUGGGAGCGGCGUUCGCGCCGAGGUACGACGCCACGAUAGGGGCGCUGUGUGACGGGUACGGGGAGCGGAACGAUGAGGGCGGGAAGUUGGUGGUGUUUUACUCGACGACGCCGGCGUGGGGGUGA
Molecule: messenger RNA, 312 nt
Organism: Ostreococcus tauri
Lineage: Eukaryota; Viridiplantae; Chlorophyta; Mamiellophyceae; Mamiellales; Bathycoccaceae
Product: Ubiquitin-like protein Atg12
Exons: 1
Coding region: 1-312 (103 amino acids)
Biological process (GO): autophagy of mitochondrion; autophagosome assembly; nucleophagy
Cellular component (GO): phagophore assembly site membrane; Atg12-Atg5-Atg16 complex; cytoplasm
Source: RefSeq, a predicted model, not a curated record